Messenger RNA from Onychostruthus taczanowskii (white-rumped snowfinch), 3978 nucleotides. RefSeq names its product transforming growth factor beta activator LRRC32-like. Gene Ontology annotation, molecular function: protein binding. NCBI's taxonomy places the organism in Eukaryota, Metazoa, Chordata, Aves, Passeriformes, Passeridae. Bases 125 to 2179 code for a protein of 684 amino acids. The record is from RefSeq and is a predicted model, not a curated record. Gene Ontology annotation, cellular component: extracellular matrix. The transcript is spliced from 3 exons.
UGAACCACUAGGUGUCCUGAAUGGGUGAACAUGAGCCUGAAGAAUAAUUGCAUCAAUACCAGGACUGAAUUGAUUUUGAAGAGCUGGACAUGCUUUUUAAAGAGAUGAUAAGCAGUGUUUGGGGAUGCAAGAAACCCUUGAAACAAGAGCCAUGAAACUGUACAUCAUCUUCUUCCUGGCAGUGGUGAACAAAGAAACCUCUAACUACCAACUUCCCGAGGGGACAUCCUGUGAAAUGGCAAACUCUCAGGCAUUUUGCCACAACAAACACCUCCAUCAAAUCCCUCAUGAACUCUAUCCAAAUGUAAACAAAAUAGAUCUGUCAGGAAAUCUGAUUCAAAGCAUUCCUGAAAUGUCAUCAUCAUUUUACACUUCUCUUCAGUGCCUGGAUUUAAGCUCUAACCAGAUAAGUUUCAUCACACCUGGAGUCUUCGCACACAUGAAGAGUUUGCUGGAAAUAAAUUUAGCCAACAAUCACUUAUAUGAGCUUGCUCAAAAUGGCACAGAGGGGAUUGGACUCUUACCCAAGGUGGAAGUACUGGACUUGUCCCACAACAGUCUGUACAAUGGGAUGGCUGAGUAUUUCAUUAAAGAAGCUCCAGCACUGCAGUAUCUUUCCUUGGCAGACAACAGCAUUAUAAUGAUUUCCCAAAAGAUGUUUCAGGGAUCUCCCAAUCUUGUGGAGAUAGAUCUUCAGAGCAACAUCAUCAUGGAAAUAGAAGAAGGUGCUUUUGAGACUCUAGUGAGCCUGUCCAAACUCAAUCUCUCAAAGAAUUCAAUUACUUGCAUCUCUGAUUUUAACCUCAGGCAGCUGGAGAUACUUGACCUUAGCAGGAACAGCAUUGAGACCUUCCACACCACAAAAUCAGAUGAUGAAUAUAGCUUAAGGUGUUUGGAUCUGAGUGAAAACAAGCUGUUUCAUUUUCCAGUGUUCCCUCAGGUAAAUAAGCUGGUAACUCUGAAUUUAUCAAAGAAUUUAAUCCAGCUCACUGCUGAAUCUCCUCAUCAUAAAACGGACUAUGUGAAAAAUGAAUGGCUAAAUGCUUCUUUCCAUCUUCUUGACCUGAAGCAAAGUAGAAACAAAAGUUCUCUUUAUUUAUCCCAGCUUGUAUAUUUAGACUUAAGUUAUAAUGAAAUAAAAUCCAUUCCAGAUGAGUUCUUUGAAUCAAUGUUGUCCCUUCACACCCUUAAUCUCAGUAAAAACUGUCUUCAGUCAUUUGUCAUAAGUUAUGACAGUGCAUUGAUGUCUUUAACUGUCCUUGACUUGAGCUACAAUGCUUUGCAGACCCUUCUCCUCGAUGCUGGUACAUUGUCAAACUUGAAGGAGCUCUAUGUUCAAAACAACUAUCUUCAAACACUGCAGUUUGACAUCUUCUCAAAUCUUCCUAGCCUUAGACUGCUUAACCUACAAAGCAAUAAUAUCAGCCUUUGCAGCAUGUACUCAGGAUUAGCUAAGCAAAGACUUGCUGGAGAGAAAAGUGGUUGUGUAUCAUUUGUCAAUUCUCCUGCUCUUCAGUACUUGUACCUAGCUGACAACAUGCUGAGCAUCCUACCAGCAUACAGCUUCUACAAGACUUCUCUGGUUGUCUUGGACCUCUCCAUGAACCCUGGACUGAAUAUAGAACUUAAAGCAUUAUCAGGUCUGGAAAAGUCUCUGGAAUGUUUGUAUUUAUAUGGUAAUAGCCUGAUAGAUUUAAAUAUUGACUUGCCUUGUUUUAGUCACCUUAAACAUUUAAACCUCUCUGAAAAUCAGCUGAACUGGCUGCCUAAGUGGGGUAGUGACUCUCCACUAGAGGUUCUGGACCUACGGAACAACAGGUUCAGUACAUUACAGAACAGCAAUAUUUUAGCAUUAGAAAAUUCACUUAAAAACUUGUAUCUCACUGGGAACCCACUCGACUGCUGUGGAAACAUCUGGCUUUCAUCCAUGAUCCAGAACAAAAAUGUCCAGAUCCCCAAUGUGGAGCAUUUAACGUGCCAGCAUACUCGGAAUUUUGGGUACCAGGAUGAAAUGCACAUCAAGAACAUUAGACCAGAAGACUGUGAAAAAGAGGAUCUGAAGAAAAUCAACUUCCUUACUAUAUUAACAUUUGUGUUGGUUUUAUCAGUGAUCAUCAUUGGUGCGGGUUCAUUUUUUUGCUUCCGCAGGCAAAACUUUACCCAUCAGUUUAAAGCAUAGUAACACAAAAUGUCUUGAAAACUGAAGAAAUCAGGUGCUGCACUGACAGUGUGUAGAAAUAAAGGGUAAAAUUCUCAUCUUUGAUUUUCAGCUGUGGAUUUUAAAUGCUUUUGAAGUACCCUGAAUUACACCAUGUAUGGGUUGCACGGAUUUGAAGGAGAAUUUGCUAUGUUUUGCCGAUCCAUGGUUUAACUCAAAGAGGAGUAAAUUUGCCCUUGUGUGCAAUAUAUAUUUAACUGAGUUUAAUGUGAAGAAAGUCAUCUCUGGGGUGAAGGCUUUUUUAAAAAAAAUCCUGGAGCAUGAAUUUCCACCAGCUAACAUUGAACUGAAAGAAAAACUAUUGGAAACUCACUGCAUAUGAUUUCAUUUUAAUGCAGAAGAAUAGUAUAUCUGUUUUUAAAGGCCACGGGAGAUUAGACUGCAAAAAAAGUGUUUUGAAGAUACCAGUGUGAAAUAAUGCAUAGGGAACCCAGUCCUGGGCCAUUAUUCAGAUCUUUCUACUGUCUUUCCCCCAAAAUAUAUUAUUGUCUAAAGGAUGUGCUGCAAGAAGAAUUCUGUAGGUCCUCAUUCUGUGAUGUGUUUAACAUGGCUAGCCUGUUGCAUUGCUAGAAGUUGACACUGACAAAUGUUAUGUCCCAUACUCUCACAGAAAAUUCACCGUUUUGGAGAGAACAUGACAGUGAGUGGGAGCCUGACCUGCUAACAGGGUUCAGUAGCUUUGAAAAGGAACUACAUCAGUUCUUCUGUUAAUGCCAGGAACUGCCCAUUCGGGCACACAGAAGUAGUGGUCAGCCUGAAAUCUGUCUAGGUAAAUAACUCAGAGUCAAAUUGCUGCUCCAUUUCUGUUUCUUCCAGCUAGUGAAUGUCAAAACUACCACACUACAAAAUGGUGUAUAAUUCUAUUUUUUAAGCAAUUAUGAAUGAAACUGGCAGAUGGUUUUCAUUAUGGAAUUUUUUACAAUUAAAACAGCUUUGAAUUUUGUAAAAAGUACAAGGCAGUGGACGUAUUAAAGCACUAGCUUGGAAUGCUCCACAGAUGGAAAGAAAUGUCUUCCUAUUUUUCUAUGGUAUUUGGACUCCACCUUAGACCUUUACCUCUGGUCCUGAAGCAGAGACAGCUGCUUUAUAUUAUAGAGUACAACCAGUCGAGAAUAAGGAGAUGUACUGGAGAUGUAGGCAAGAAUGUGGGACAGGUUUCUCAGAAAAGUUGUGUUUGCCCCAUUCCUGGAUAUAUUCAAGGCCAGAUUGGAUGGGGUUUGGAGCAAUCUGGUCUAGCAGAAGGUAUCCCUGCCCAGGGCAGGGGAUUGGGACAAGAUGAUCUUUAAGGUCCCUUCCAAACCAAACCAUUUUGUGAUUUCUGUGAUCCUAUGAAUUUGAACAAACCAUCAGCAGCAAUAGGGCCUGAUUUAACAUUUACCGAAGCAAAUGGCUCAAGCACUUAAUCUUGUAGAAGGCUUGCACAAGCAGCAAUCCCAGGGAUUAGUUGGAAGCUCAAAAGCAAGCCAAACUGUGAGCUCAGAUGCUGAUUUGCCACAGACUGAGUUCAUGGCUUUUUUGUCAAGCAUGGCAAGACUAUUUCUCCUACUGUGAGAGCCACUGUUACCUUGGCUGCUGUGACUAGAAUUUGUUAAUAACCUGAUGACAGAGCCAAACUCAUUUAAGUAACAGUUUUAACAUGGCGAUUGUUUUGCUCUACAAAGAGGAAGUUCUUGUUAUUACUGUGAGACUAAUUAGAUUUGCAUUGACUUCCCUGGGAGCAGAAAUAGUUUUUGGAGGAAUAAGUCUCAGAAGUGCAGCAU